UUUACUUUUAUACGUAAGAUAUAUUUAUAUGCAAUUGUAUUUUUAUCGUAAGUGUGCAAUAUCCUAAAGUACAUUUUCACCCGGAUAGAGAUCGGUGCAAUUAAAUAAAUUUGAACUUUCUUCCAUACGGGGUAGCAUAGAUUUAGCAUCGCACAAUCCGGUUCAUGAACUCCAACCUAACCUCCGUUAACCAUUGCCAUGUCAGCAGUAUUUCGAAUAACUGUAAAUAAAUGUACCGAAGAUUGACUUUACGUACUUACAAUUUUAUGAAUGGUUAUUAAUUGUAUAAUAAAUGUAUUAAAGCCCUUUGAGGAGUAAUUACAUUACUGGAGAAAAGGGCGUACCUUACAACGUUGAUCGAUUUGUGGAACACCUGUUACCUUAUAAUGAUACAUCGGUGAUGACAAGUUUUCCCAACAUUUUCUGAUUUAACAGGUAAAAUAAUGGAUGAUGACAAGAAAUCGAGUGUGCGUCUGCCUAAAAACGCUGAUCGAACAAACAACCCUGCUGAGGAAAAUGGAAAAAGGGACAGGAACUGGUGGUUAUUGUUUGGGACUAUUAUGUUUUUUACGAUAUGUACUAGAUUUUAUAAUGUGACAGAACCGAGGCAUGUCUGCCUGUGCUUUAGUUGGGACGAGACACAUUUUGGAAAAAUGGGAAGUUGGUACAUUAACAGAACAUUCUUUUUUGACGUUCAUCCUCCUCUUGGAAAAAUGCUUAUUGCGUUGUCAGGGUAUUUAACAGGAUAUGACGGAACUUUCCCAUUUGAAAAGCCAGGAGAUAAAUAUGAGAAUGUUCAAUAUGCUGGGAUGAGAAUCUUCUGCACAUUUUUAGGUGCAACGAUAGUUCCCUUAUCAUUUCUUACAGUAUGGGACCUUACCAAGUCUACAUCCUCGGCUACAUUUUCUGCUUUGUUUAUUUUGUGUGAUGUAGGUUUAUUGACGUUGAACCGAUACAUCCUUCUGGAUCCAAUACUGUUAUGCUUCAUGAUGUGUGCAGCAUGGGGAAUGGCUCGCAUUGGUUCUCUGAAAGAUCAGCCAUUUACUCCAUCUUGGUGGUGCUGGUUGUUGUUUACAGGUGUUUCUCUGGCUUGUACCAUGAGUGUAAAAUUUGUCGGCCUGUUUAUUGUUUUACUUGUUGGUCUUUAUACAGUCAGUGAAUUAUGGAGAGAACUUGGAGAAUUAACAAAACCCAUUACUUAUGUAGGAAAACAUUUAAUGGCCAGAUGUCUGUGCCUAAUUGUUUUACCUAUACUUCUUUACAUGCUGUUCUUUUACAUUCACCUGUCCAUCUUAAAUAAAAGUGGGAGUGGCGAUGGAUUUUACAGUUCAGAAUUUCAAUCUCUGUUGGAAGGAAAUUCAUUGUACAAUGCAACGAUGCCUCGACAACUCGCUUAUGGUGCUAAAAUCACCUUAAAAAAUCAUCGUACUGGUGGUGGAUACUUGCACUCGCACUGGCACCUCUAUCCAGAAGGUAUUGGUGCUCGUCAACAACAGAUAACAACAUAUUCCCACAAAGACGACAACAAUUUAUGGAUGGUUAAAAAAUAUGAUACCGAAGAUAUACCCUCGGAACCACACCUUGUAAAGCAUGGAGACUUGGUUCGUUUAGAGCACGUUAUCACCGGACGUAAUUUACAUUCCCAUAAAGAAGUUGCCCCGGUAUCCAAAAAGCAUUAUCAAGUUACAGGGUAUGGUGAGGAAGGUGUAGGUGAUGCCAACGAUGUAUGGAAAAUCGUAAUACUAAAUGGCAAGGAAGGUGACAUCGUUGAAACAGUAACAAGCAAGUUGAAAUUUGUUCAUUACCUCCAUCAUUGCGUAUUGACAUGUAGUGGAAAAACGUUGCCAAACUGGGCCUAUAAUCAGCAAGAAGUAUCUUGCAAUCCCAACAUGCGAGAUAAAAAUUCACUGUGGAAUAUCGAGGACAAUAACUAUGCAAAGCUGCCAAAUGUCAGUUUUCAAGUGUACGCCCCAGGAUUUCUGCAUAGAUUCUUGGAAUCGCAUGCAGUCAUGCUUCAAGGGAAUUCUGACUUAAAAGUGAAAGAAGGAGAAGUUUCAUCGAAACCGUGGCAAUGGCCACUAAAUUAUAGGGGUCAGUUUUUCUCUGGCUAUAACCAUAGGAUUUAUUUGCUGGGUAAUCCGAUAAUAUGGUGGGGAAACAUCGUCUUUCUUUUGUUGUUCAUAAUCGUGUAUAUGCAUGCCGCCGUGCUAGAACAAAGAGGAUAUUCUGAUGAUCCAAUCGUUAAAUUUCGUCGGAAAAGAAUUAUGCAUGCCGGAAGUUGGUUAUUCAUGGGUUGGAUCUUGCAUUAUGUACCCUUCUGGGGGAUGGGUCGUGUGCUCUACUUCCAUCAUUACUUUCCGGCCGUGCUCUUCAGCUCGAUGUUGUCUGGAGUAACUCUAAACUACACCCUAGAAGGGCUACAGCUAAUAUUUCCAGGAAGAUUAGGACAGACACUGUACCACACGAUAAUUGGAGUCGUUAUAUCAAGUGUAGGGUACAGUUUCUACCUCUUUUCACCUCUGGCAUACGGAAUGGAUGGCCCAACCGCCUCAGAUCCAGAGAGUCCGCUGCAUUCGUUACGUUGGAUGGACACAUGGGAGUUCUGAAUUACCCUACGAUCCAUAAUUAAUAUUAAAGAUAGAGUACUUCCACAUACUAUACCACAAACGAAGAGACUGAUAUUCCGUCCAAUUUCCAAGAAGUUUAAAUAUUAACAAAUCUGGAGAUGUAAUAUUAAGGAAUCUGUCCUCUGAGAUAAGAGCGUACUAAUCCCAUUGUUACCUUAGCCCUAUUUUUAUUUGACCUAUUUAUUCAUAUUCGAUAUUUGUACCUUUAUACUUCACCGUUAUAUAUCGUACUAAUAAACACAUAUAUUCCCUCU
This is a messenger RNA of Orussus abietinus, 2881 nucleotides long. RefSeq names its product protein O-mannosyl-transferase 2 (gene twisted). The transcript is spliced from 15 exons. Gene Ontology annotation, cellular component: endoplasmic reticulum; membrane. Lineage: Eukaryota; Metazoa; Arthropoda; Insecta; Hymenoptera; Orussidae. Gene Ontology annotation, biological process: protein O-linked glycosylation via mannose. Gene Ontology annotation, molecular function: dolichyl-phosphate-mannose-protein mannosyltransferase activity. Bases 444 to 2606 code for a protein of 720 amino acids. The record is from RefSeq and is a predicted model, not a curated record.